Beta vulgaris subsp. vulgaris (sugar beet) is the source of this 810-nucleotide messenger RNA. Its product is annotated as putative pectinesterase 11. The transcript has 4 exons. Bases 1 to 810 code for a protein of 269 amino acids. The record is from RefSeq and is a predicted model, not a curated record. Lineage: Eukaryota; Viridiplantae; Streptophyta; Magnoliopsida; Caryophyllales; Amaranthaceae. Gene Ontology annotation, molecular function: pectinesterase activity. Gene Ontology annotation, biological process: cell wall modification.
AUGGCAACUCAAAGCUCCCAUAUUCCUACGAUCAUAUUCUUUGUCAUUGCAUUAUUUUGCUUCAUUAGCAAUUCUAAUGCUCGCUUAUUAUCGGAGAAAUUAAUGUGGAAACGACAAAUAAUCGUUGAUCAACUAGGCAAAGGCGAUUAUAGAACAAUACAAGAUGCAAUUGAUUCAGUUCCUUCUAAAAAUGUAGACUCUACUCUUAUUCUAGUGAAGCCUGGAAUUUACAAGGAAAAAGUUACUAUACCUGAAGAUAAGCCCUUUAUAAUGCUUAGUGGAAGAAAUGCCUUAGAAACUACAAUUACAUGGGAUGAUAGUGGAGAUAUUCUCACAUCACCUACUCUCUCUGUCUUUGCUUCUGAUUUUGUGGCUAGAUACCUUACUAUCCAGAAUACAUUUGGGCCAGGGGAAAAAGCAGUUGCCUUGAGGGUUUCGAGCGUCAGGGCUGAGUUUUAUGCAUGCAGAAUUAUAUCAUAUCAAGAUACACUUUUAGAUGAGCAAGGGAGUCAUUUUUAUAGCAAUUGCUACAUUGAGGGAGGGACUGAUUUCAUUUGUGGUAAUGCAGCCUCUAUUUUCCAGAAAUGUCGUAUACAUUCGAUUUCAAAUCAAAAUGGAGCAAUAACUGCACAAAGAAGGAUGAAAUCCGAAGAAGAUACAGGAUUUUAUUUCGUUGAUUGUAAGAUUACUGUUCAGUGUACUAUGGUGAAUACAAAUGUUAUGGUCCGGGAGCCAACAGAUCAAAAAGAGUUGAGUGGUCGCAAACCCUCAAUUCCGAAGAAGCCACUACCAUUAUUACGAAGACCAUGA